AUGACUCCGUCCAACAGGGUUGGGAGGGGAGGAGGUAAAAAAAAAAAAAAAAAAAACAAGUAGCCAGUGCAGGGCGGAUGGAGAGAAGCACGGUUGUGCGAUUAGAGAUGAGAAGAAAAGAGGGAGAAAGAGAGGAGAGACGCGAACCUAAGUGGGAAGGAGAAAAGACGAGAGUAACGACGGCGUGUGUACUAGUCCGUUUCGAGCGACACGAUGUGUUUCCCCACGCUUUUUGUUUUAAUUUCGUAGAGGCCACCAACUCUCGCGCCUUCUCUCCCCCGUUUCUCUCUUUUUCUCUUGUUUCCUCUCUCAUGGGAACCCCGCGAAAUGUACCACGGUGGUUUUCAGCACUGUGGAUGCUGCUAGCUAUAUAUUCACCAUCCUCUUCUCUCUCUCUCUCUCUCUCUCUCUCUCUCUCUAUCUCUUUCCUCUUUUUCCAUCCUCGUCCUCCCACUAUCCCUCGUUCCUCUCACCUCCCAGUACUCCCCUAACCCCGUUUCCUUCGUCGUUCCCACCAUUCGUGCCGUAUCCCUUCUCCUUGCACGCUUUCGCCGCCACCCCUACGAGUCGGCGAAGGGCUGAACCGGCCAGUGCAAUUCACGACGAGAUCGGUGACGAGUCUACGCAUCUCCCGCGUCCCCUGUACUAUCGUGAUUUUUUCAUGCGUUGCUCGCCCGCGUUUUGCCGCGCGGUAAACGAUACCAUUUAGUCUUUCAUUUCAUUUCAAUUUCGUUCGCGGCCGUCUGUCCGUCAGUUCGCCGGUCCAGUCACAAAAGGCACGUACCACAUUUCACUACGUUUUGCCUCGAGCUCGUUCCAUUAGAGACGCUUUGUUCGCGCCUAGCUCGGUUCGUCUCCUCGGCUCUUCCUUUCACGUCGUUUCGAUUUCAGCCUCGUUACGCGUCAUGCCCCGUCGCGUCGAGCGCGUUUAUUCUCCCUUAGGUUAAUUAGCGUGCGGCCCAGUUUAAUGAUCUUUCGAACGUCAUUAAACUCUCGCUCGGCCGCCGGGGUGCACUCGAAACGUGAACGUUCGACAGGGAAAUGCCGCGUCAAGUAGCUGGGAAAUGAUACGUUCGGGACGACGAUGUAACUUCGAGGGUCGUUAAGCGGGCCGACAACUUAUCGGCGGGAUGUCAACAUCGUGCCUGUCUCCUGUCCAACUCGACGAUCUUGUAAUCCAUCGAACGCUACAGAACGAUGCAGCGAUGGCACGUAAGUCUGCAUCCACGUUCUUUUCAAUUUGUCAUUUUCAUUCGUGUUUUUUCGCUCUCCGCGCCGUCACUCCCAGCCAUCGUCGAUUUAGUUCAUUGUCUCGUUGUCUGUCGAUGAACGAUACGGUUGCCGGAACGAUUAAAGCCGAUGCAAAGCGCAAUUGUCAUGAGUCGACGAGAGAAAGGAUCCGUUUGAGAGGAGGGUCAAUAGAGCGCCGGGGAAAUAUCGAAGAAAUUUAUAACCUCGUGAUUCUUUGAAUACAUUUUCUCCCCCUUUCUUUUUGUUCCCUUAGCCGCGGCAGUCCGGUCUCUUUUUUUUACGGCUCGGCAACUCAUUGAGUAUUCAUUCAAUAUACACGUUUUUUCUGCGGCUUGUACUCCUCCUCGACGUGUACGGUACAAGUGUCUGUCUGUGUAACAACGUCCGUAUCUACUUGAAUUCUUUUCGAGUGUCAGACGUUUUUUGCGUAAAAGCGGGUCAAAAGAACGGACGGAAUCUCUCUCUCUCUCUCUCUCUCUCUCUCUUUCUCCCUACGUACCGUAGUACGUAUCCAACGAUGUCUACGUGUACGUGUUUGUACGUGUUCUUCUUCACGUGUACAUGUACGUUGCGCGAUGCUAACUAAGUAAAUAAAGAUGCGUGAAAAUAAGGGUAACACCGUGAAUUUUUCGUUUAAUGUUUCGGAUCAACCGCGUUAUCCUUGCGUACGUAGGCAGCAUAGGGAAUUUCGCGAUCCAGAAACUCGAUAAAACUAGAUUUUAACUCUGGCGAUAAAUUUUCACCGUUCAAAGGGUAUACUCGUGACGUCGACUUAUCUGUCGAGCAAUCGGGUGACAGUUUAACGAAGGACUUAAUUGUAGAAUGUAAAUCGUCGACGAGGCUCCGGCGGAUACGAUUUGCGAUUAUCCACACGAUAGUUGCAAUUCCGUGUUCUGUAGAAGCUCGAAUAUUAUCGAAUAAACGGGAACCUAGUAGCGGUAGUUUGGUAGAGUUGCCGGUUGGCUGCGUCGGCUACGAGCUUAGAAAACGCGGCAUUCAUGUAAGGAAACAGUCGAGCUAUAUUUCUAACGUCGACGGGGAUACAACUGAAUAUCGGUGA
Messenger RNA from Heterotrigona itama, 2311 nucleotides. NCBI's taxonomy places the organism in Eukaryota, Metazoa, Arthropoda, Insecta, Hymenoptera, Apidae. The record is from the annotation of a GenBank genome assembly.